GAAAAAAGCAAUUCCACAAACUAAAAGAGAGACACAAGGAAGACUCAAAUAAUUGGUGUGCUUUAUAAUUGGCUUAACCAAAGUUUAAGUCUUUACUCCAUUUCUCUUCUUCCAUGUCUUAAAACAUGAUUCACUUUCUCAAGUUCUGUCUUUUUCAUAUCUGAUCAAAAGGGUUUCGAGUUUGGCCUUGGAUCUCAGGGAAUCCAAAGAAAGUUUGGAUUUUUAGAUUAGUUUUAGGGGUUUGAUUUCGAUUCCAAAGUGUUAAAGCUUGUUCCUUUUUAGAGGAACUGUUGUAUGGUUUGUUGUCUUUGAUUAUGUGGAUGGCUACUCGAUCUAGUUCUGGGUUCGGUCAUGAGGGUUCCUCUUUGAGUUCUAUAAAUUUCCAGACGAAUACUUCCUCUUCAGAGAUGGGUCCUUACUUUGGUCGAAGUGGUGGCUUGCUGGGGAUGGAUAUGAUGAGCAAUAAUGCUAACACUGGGCUUGUUCAAAAUGGGUAUUCGUCAAAUUCUUCUCUUGAUUCGGUUUCUGGGCUCAAGGUAGAUGCUUCCUUGGCUAGUGAAUGGUCAACUGAAGAACAACUCAGACUGGAGGUUGGCCUUGAGAAGUAUAAGGAUAAGCCAAGUAUCAUGAAGUAUAUUAAGAUUGCAGCCACUUUACCUGACAAAACUGUUCGAGAUGUUGCUUUGCGUUGUAGAUGGAUGACGAGAAAGAGAAGAAAAGCAGAAGAACAAAACUGUGGAAAAAGAUUCAGUUAUAGCAAGGACAAGCAGGUGGAAUUGACUUCGAGCAUACCUUCUGUUUCCCCUGCUAGCAUGGCUUCGUACCCUUUCUUAAUGCCCUCUACAACCUCCUCAGAUUUAAGUGGCAAUGCAUUCAGUCUCUUAGACCAAAAUGUAAGAGCAUUUAGUCAAAUCAGAGCUAAUCUCUCCUCAUACAAGGCACAUGAUAACGUAGAUCUCUUCUAUCAGGCAAGGAACAACCUUAUCAGGAUCCAAAAUGACAUGAAUAAUAUGCCUGGCUUGAUGAGCCAGAUGCCACCAUUGUCUGUUGCAAUCGAUGAUGAUCUCUCAGCUAUCUUAUUUAGUAAUUCAACUUCGGCGGUGCCUUUCAACACAAUGCAAAAUGGCGGUUUCCAUAUGAAGCAAGAGCCUUUUGGGUGACUGAUGAAGUCAUCUGGUAUCCCUUAAUCAUCUGUAAAUGAUCUUAAAAAGAAGCUGGAGAGCUCAAUAUAUAUAUAUAUAUAUACUAGUUUUUUUUUUCCUUUCAUCCACCGCAUCUUUAUCUCAAGUUUGUAGAAAAUGUGAUUCUUUCGUAUCACUAAAGAUCUUUGAAACAGUGCCGUAAUCUUAAGAAAGGAGUAGUAGUCUUGGUCCUGGCUCAAGACUCAAAACCCUCUUUGACAAGGUCUAUAGAUUGAUCUAUUUAGUUAAAUGUUCUUGGAGAGUUUUAAGGGAUGUGUAUAAAAUGAUGUGAUUCUAUAGAAGAGAGUGUUUAGAUUUGUAUCUGUCAUCUUUUGAUCAUUUGGAGUUAUUUUGGUACC
Brassica rapa (field mustard) is the source of this 1540-nucleotide messenger RNA. RefSeq lists its product as uncharacterized. NCBI's taxonomy places the organism in Eukaryota, Viridiplantae, Streptophyta, Magnoliopsida, Brassicales, Brassicaceae. The record is from RefSeq and is a predicted model, not a curated record.